This is a messenger RNA of Rotaria socialis, 327 nucleotides long. Lineage: Eukaryota; Metazoa; Rotifera; Eurotatoria; Philodinida; Philodinidae. The record is from the annotation of a GenBank genome assembly.
AUGUCUGCCCACCAAAAUAACAGUCACGCAAGCAACCAAUUAACCACAAAUCGAGAUAGUGUUCCAAAUCGACGCGUAUCGGACAAUUUUACUUCAUCUCGAUCGUAUGCGCCUGACUAUCAUUCACAAAACUUACUUGUUAGCCAACGUCGCAUAUGUGACCAAUUACGUGAAGAAGCACGAUGCGAUCGUAUUAAAGUAUCACUUGUUUGCAAAGAUCUUGUUCGUUAUGUUACGGAUCAUCAAUCAAGUGAUGCACUAGUCGUGGGUUUUCAAUCGCCGAAAGACAAUCCAUAUCGUGACAAACAACAAUGUUCAUUACUGUAA